AUGAUUUGUUUUGGGAAGAACGAUUCCAAAAUUUACCAAUAGAUGACGCAAGCAUGACGCAUAGUGGUUGUGUUUUUGGACAUACAGUGGAACCUCCUUUAUAGGGAACCUCUCUAUUAAGGACACCCUCUCCAUUUACGGCACUUGUUUUGGUGCCAAGUUGGUUGUCCUCAUUCAUUCUGACCUCUUUAAUCAGGGCCCCUCCCUAUUAAGGAUAGCAUUUGUCAGUCCCAAGGGUGUACCUAAUAGAGAGGUUCUACUGUAAUUUGAAGAAAACAUGUAGAGAAAUGUAUACACCACAUACAUUUCUAGCCAAUACUCCAUGAUGAUAUAAGUUUAGCACACCGAUUUACAGAAGUUGGAACAAAUAUUGUGUAUUUUACAUGAACCUUGAAAUUUCGUUCAAUACAUAGAUAGGCCAACAUUAUGUUAAAAGCUUUUUAGGUCAACAGUGUCAAUAAAUUCAAAGCGAUGUUUUCGGCCCCGUACACAUAUAUGAAAUAUUCAAAUCUUUUUCUUCUGCGUUCUCUAUGUUAAAUAAAAGGCCUACGCCGUUAGUUUAUAAUUUGAAAUGUGUAACUAAAUUUGAAAAUUUGAAAUUGCGUAAAUACAUACAAAGUAUAAAUUUCAGCUAUGUCGUUGUGUAGAAAGAUAUAGAAAUACUUUAAAUACCAAGUUUCAGCAAAUUCGUAUGCAUAAUAACUGCACUGCGGCACUGUGUAUAACUGGAUUACGAUUUUCCUGGACCGCCAGUAAUUGGCGAAGGGCAUUCUCAUUUAACAAACAAGAGGUCCAUGCCCUUGAUUCCUAUGACAGUACAUUCUUUCACCUACGUUCAAGAGGCCUGGAUCAAGAAGACCAGGGGCAGUCCAGGAACAAGAUAUUGUCGUUAGAGGACCAUCAUAUGCAACAGAAUUGUUGAAGACAUAUUUAUCCCAAGAUGCCGGAAAAGGAACAGAAGAUGCUGGAGGAAAGCUAUGUGAAGAUGAAGAAGCACGUUAAGGUUGCUGUACCCUUUGCGCUGGCACUCAGCCUAGCUUUCGUCUGUUUCGGUUCCAUGUAUCUACCGAUAGAGGUCCCACAAGGUGACGACCUUGCUGCCAAGCUGACCUUCACCUUGAAGUGGCAAAUCCUUAAUGUAGUACCAAUGAUAAUCGGGGUACUGGUGGUGGCGCUGGGGAGGGACAAACCCGGCAUGAUCAACCCACUUCUCGGACUAGAGGACGUGAGACUGAAAAUCAACAAGCAGUUCCUGCAGAACACCCUGGAGCAGUUCUCCAUAGCAACGGCCAUCCAGCUCUGCCUCACAGCAUGGUUGGAAUCACAUUAUCUCAAGGUCAUUCCAGUGCUUUGCAUGCUGUUUUUGUUUGGGCGGAUCUGUUUUUUGAUUUGCUAUCACAUUGGGCAGGAAUAUCGAAGUUUUGGUUUUGUAACAACAUGGUUUCCAACACUUUUUUCAAGUUUCUACUGCUUGUAUUGUCUGUUCUCUAAAUCUAAAGUUUGAAAAACACGGGAUGGGAAGAGUUUUUCAUAAAGCAUGUUGUGCCUUCCUAAUCAGCGGCAAAGUCGCCUGACUAUAUAUACCAUUUGUCUGCCGCUGCUGAAAAACCUCACUCAAUUAUCUUAUUCUAACUUUGAUAUUUAAAAAAACAUGUGGAAAUUUACUUUCUGGUAGGACUCUACGCUCACAUUAUAGCGUUUCAUAUAGUUCCAAGCGAUAGACGUAUUUGGUGUUCCAAUAGAUCUGAUGGAGAAGUAGAAAAUAUCCCUGGAAAUAAGUGUCCGGCUCCAAUGUACUCAGACGGAUUUUAGUGUAUAGUUCUUUCGAGGCCAUGGCAUUCUAUCAUUGGAUAUUGAUUCUAUUGAUACUCAAGACCUACGCACUGGCGGUUGUAAAUCGGAGACUACCCGUGACCAGGCAAUAGAACUAAACCAGGUCUAGUAGAAAACAUAAUUCGUUUUAUUUUGUCCUGAAUUUGGACUUGCAGUGUAGUGUUAGCCUUAAGUAUGUAGAAAAGCAUCUGCAAGAAACCUAGAAAGGUUAGAUGUACAAGUAUCUAUAAAUGCUGAACAGAUCGAUGGCCUAACACUGUGAAUUAGUCUGUUUUUGUUUGGACUUACUAUUUUUAUUGAAUCAGUGGCAGGUCUUGGAAGAUGAAAAAAGGUUGAGCAAUUAUAAAAUGUACCAUAGGGGCGAAGCUGGGGGGGGGGGGGAAAUGCUGCCCCCAGAUGUCACAAAAAUUGUUCUUUUGACCAUGAUUUUGAUCAAAAAUACUGGCUAUAUAAAUGAACACAAUAAACUAUACUAUAGAUUGU
This is a messenger RNA of Lineus longissimus, 2316 nucleotides long. RefSeq names its product transmembrane protein 79-like. The record is from RefSeq and is a predicted model, not a curated record. Gene Ontology annotation, cellular component: trans-Golgi network membrane; lysosomal membrane. Gene Ontology annotation, biological process: regulated exocytosis. The coding region runs from base 941 to 1504 and encodes 187 amino acids. The transcript is spliced from 3 exons. Lineage: Eukaryota; Metazoa; Nemertea; Pilidiophora; Heteronemertea; Lineidae.